Messenger RNA from Diachasmimorpha longicaudata, 1029 nucleotides. RefSeq names its product GPN-loop GTPase 3. Gene Ontology annotation, molecular function: GTPase activity. The record is from RefSeq and is a predicted model, not a curated record. Bases 132 to 950 code for a protein of 272 amino acids. The transcript has 3 exons. NCBI's taxonomy places the organism in Eukaryota, Metazoa, Arthropoda, Insecta, Hymenoptera, Braconidae.
GACUCUACUUUACCGUCUGUCGAUGAGCCGGUUACAAGCAUGGCCGAAUAACCCUUUCAAAAGUGUCAAGACGUACUUGUUUGUGUUUGAUGAACAAUUCCUCACGUGUUUAGUUAUUAUCAUUCGACAGGAUGAGGUAUGGACAGCUGGUGAUGGGUCCAGCAGGCAGUGGCAAGUCCACUUACUGCAGUACAAUGCAGAAACAAGCAGCUGAUGACAACAAAAUCGUUCACAUCGUGAAUCUGGACCCAGCUGCUGAAUUUUUUGACUAUGAACCACUGGUGGAUAUCAGAGAAUUAAUUCACGUCGAUGACGCCAUGGAAGACGAGGAAUUGAAAUUUGGACCUAAUGGGGGGCUGGUGUUCUGCAUGGAAUAUUUAAUUGAAAAUUCAACAUGGCUAGAAGAACAGCUGGGUGACACUGACGACGACUACAUAAUCUUCGACUGUCCAGGACAGAUCGAGCUCUACAGUCACAUGACAGUCGUCAGUGACCUGAUAAAAACCCUCCAGAACCUCAACUUUCGUCUUUGUGGGGUAUUCCUGGUUGACAGCCAGUUCAUGGUCGACGCCUCGAAGUUCCUGUCAGGAACGAUGGCAGCACUCAGUGUCAUGAUAAACCUGGAGCUCCCCCAUAUAAACGUUCUGUCAAAGGUAGACCUAUUAUCGAAGUCGGCUAAGAAACAACUGGACAAGUACCUCGAGCCAGACCCCUACAGUCUCCUGGCAGACCUCGACGACGAGCCUUGGAACGAAAAGUACAGGAGUUUGACUGAAGCCCUGGGGAGGCUAAUCGAAGAUUACAGCCUCGUCAGGUUUUACCCAUUGAAUAUUAAAAACGAAGAAAGCAUUGCGGAUAUCAAGAUCACGAUUGAUAAUAUGAUUCAGUAUGGGGAGGAGGAGGACGUGAGGAUGAGGGACUUUGACGAACCUGAGCCAGAUGAUGAUUAAUUAGUUUUCCAUAGAUUAGAAAUUCCAAUUUUUUUUUUACAAAAUAAAAAUAUAUAUUUACUUUGAGUAACAAAAAAUC